AUGUCAGCCGCAAAUCAAGAAGUACAAUCGCCUUCAAGUCCAGAUCAAGGAUCUGAUAAAAUUGCGAAAAAUGUUAAAAAAGCCGUCAGAUCAUUAGAUAUCGUUACAGUAGGAUCGGAUAAGAUUGGUCAGGGACCAAAUUUAGGAUUGAAAGAAUGGAUAAAUUUGGUGUUGGAUCGUGAAUGUACGCCAGUUUUAUACGUAUAUUUUGCUGGUAUUGCUAUAUUGGCAGUAAUUACAGCGUUAAUUAUUGUUAUAAUCGGUUUGUACUGCGAUUGGGAAUUUGCUUCAGUUUUUUAA
Messenger RNA from Thelazia callipaeda (thelaziosis nematode), 300 nucleotides. The record is from the annotation of a GenBank genome assembly. NCBI's taxonomy places the organism in Eukaryota, Metazoa, Nematoda, Chromadorea, Rhabditida, Thelaziidae.